Molecule: messenger RNA, 731 nt
Organism: Coffea arabica (coffee)
Lineage: Eukaryota; Viridiplantae; Streptophyta; Magnoliopsida; Gentianales; Rubiaceae
Source: RefSeq, a predicted model, not a curated record
GUGUCACAUCUCAGUCAUCAAACUGCAAAGAGAAAUUGAAGGACCUGGGGCAAUUCAUGGAUACAGAAAUGGAAGGAGAAGAAAGUGAAGAAAGUAGGGGAGGGAAGGUUAUGGAAGGAGUAGCGUCAAUAGCGCUGUUGCCAAGUGGGUCCAUUUCGGGCCACUUCAUUCAGCUUCCCAACUCUCUCUGCCUUGGCCUCUGUGGCACUGAGUUAGCCUGUGAAAGAGAAUGCAGCAGGGGAGAGGACUACCGUUUGAUCAGGCUCACCGUUAUAGACUUCAAUAGUGGAAGGGAGAAGGACAUGGUGGUGGAAUGCAGAGGGCAUGAUGCUGCUAGAAUGUGUAAUGUUGAUCAUGCUCAUUGGUGGGAAAAGGACGUUGUGUGUAUGCUUGAACCAAAGGAGGGGAAUUACAAGGUUAUAAUUUCUUUUGAGUGUGAGACUUUGAAAGCUGAUGAAGCAGCAGAGGACCACAUCAAGAAGUUCAUGCCAAAAUUAGCUGGGAUAGAUGCUGUUGUUAAUAUCGGCUGGAUAAAAAUGUUUGGCUUGGACUUUGAUGCGGAAGCUGAGGAGCAGCAGAGAGCUACUCUAGAAGUUGUGAGAUUGCUGGCGCAAAAGACCAAAGAAGUUGGAUUUGAGUUUCUUAAUACAAUGCUGUUAAAUGCUCAUGAGGAAAUGAACAAUAGCUUGGGCUUUGGAUAUGCUGAUGAGGAUGGCUGCAUUUUGACAUAG